AUGGCCAGAGACCGCGGCGUCGACUCCGACUGGCAGCUGAAGCGCGCGCCGGUGGUCAUCCUGCCGGGCCUCGACCACUCGUCGUUCUGCCCGGGGUUCCGCGUGCCCGGCGACGUCUGGCCCGCGGAGGUCGGCUUCGAGGCCGGCGCCGACGCCGUCGGGACGGCGCUCGGCGCCUUCCUGUCGGUGCAGAUGACCGACGCGGCCGACGCCUACGCGACGCUCCGCGACGCGUCGAAGUUCACGCGCGCGCUGCUCGCGCCGCUCCACGAGGCCAUGGCGCUCGAGCGCGACGGCGAGACGUCGCCCUGGUGCGAAGAAGCGCAGCGCGUCCUCGCGGGGCCCGCCGUCGCGCCGGACCUGGACGUCGCCGCGCCCUACUUGGAAGGCGCGGGCGACUUCGAGCACUCGCGGGUCCGCUACGCCGCCGCGGGCUACGCCCUCGAGCUCAACGUCUCGGGCCACAACGCCUACUAUUCCAUCGCCGACUUCAGCAGCCAGUGCGUCACGGCGGCCAAGGAGGCUCCUUUCUCGGCCGUUUUCCACUCAUUUCGGCUGAUUUUUGGACGAGCGAUCAUCUCUCGGAACGGUCUCGAAGCUUGGAUGAAAUUCUCGUGA
Messenger RNA from Aureococcus anophagefferens, 618 nucleotides. RefSeq lists its product as hypothetical. The coding region runs from base 1 to 618 and encodes 205 amino acids. The record is from RefSeq and is a predicted model, not a curated record. Lineage: Eukaryota; Pelagophyceae; Pelagomonadales; Pelagomonadaceae. The transcript has 2 exons.